Amoebophrya sp. A25 is the source of this 245-nucleotide messenger RNA. Lineage: Eukaryota; Dinophyceae; Syndiniales; Amoebophryaceae. The record is from the annotation of a GenBank genome assembly.
GCAGGAGGCCCACAUCUUGCAUCUCCGGAGACGUACGCUCAUAAGAACUGUAACAGUCGUGUUGAGAUGAACAUCAAUAACAAGUACAAGCCCAAGAAGGACCACAAGCACAAGCACAUUCGAGAUCAUGAGAACAAAAAUGCUAGUACCGCUGUUCUUGUUGAGCCACCUCCAGCACUACCACAGCGUGGUGAGCCAUUGAAUAACGACAUAGGAGCGCCGUUGCAGAGAUAUCUCGCGUCAUG